ACCACACCACACCUCACUACAUCACACCCCACCACACUUCACUACACCACACUUCACUUCACCACACCACACCUCACUACAUCACACCCCACCACACUUCACCACACCCCACCACACUUCACCACACUUCACCACACCACACCACACUUCACCACACCUCACUAC
Mesocestoides corti is the source of this 165-nucleotide messenger RNA. Lineage: Eukaryota; Metazoa; Platyhelminthes; Cestoda; Cyclophyllidea; Mesocestoididae. The record is from the annotation of a GenBank genome assembly.